[Candida] anglica is the source of this 2805-nucleotide messenger RNA. Lineage: Eukaryota; Fungi; Ascomycota; Pichiomycetes; Serinales; Debaryomycetaceae. The record is from the annotation of a GenBank genome assembly.
CUUGGCUAUAAAAACCCAACUGAAAUCUCUUGGGAAUGCAAUAGAUUAUUAUUCUUCCAUUCUACAUCAAUCAUGCGGUUCAAUUUAAAGACUUUAGCUGCUUGCUUGUUAUCUCUUCUGUCUGUGAAUUCACAGACAAUUACUCAGAAUACGGUUACGGAAGGAACCGUUCUUUUGGUUGGCGAUGUUGUCAUCAAUUCUGGUGUUUACUGGUCAAUUGUAAACGGAAUUACAGAAAUCUUCGUUGGUGACCUCAACAAUGCAGGCCAAUUAUUCAUUACAACGAAUAGUCAACUCAUUUCUUUGUCAAUUACGUUUGCAAACGUCCUUCUGAGCUUUACAAACACUGGAGACGUUGUAUUCUCCACCGACAAUGGCCUUACCGCUCCCAACUUUGAUAUUGUUGUUAACACUUUCGAUAACAGUGGUGACAUUUGGUUUCAAAGCAUUGGAGGUUUGCUCGACCCUGUUUUCAACAUUCUUGCUGCAAACUGGAACAACAGAGCAGGAGCAAGUAUUGUGCUUUCCCUGUCAGAGAGAACAACUGUUUCUGCAACCCUAGGAACAACUGGUUUCGGUAUUACCAACGAUGGACAAAUUUGUUUGAUCAACGAGUCAUGGACACAGAGCACAGCAGUUGGUGGUUCAGGAUGUAUUGACGUGGGUAUAUCAUCCACCAUGUGGAUUGCAAACUCACUUCUCUCCUUUAGCCCUGACCAGACCAUUUACCUUUCUGACAGUUCCUCUAUGUUGAGGGUUGAAUCACUCUCGUUUUCACAAACAUUCUUGGUUGCUGGAUUUGGAAACGGCAAUGUUAUUGGACUCAGUUUACCUAUCACCGGUAGAAACUAUAAUGCAGCAACUGGGAUAUUGACACUUUCAACUGGUAUAUUCCCAUUGCAGUUAUCACAAGAAUUCAACAUUGGUCUCGGAUACAACUCUGCACUUUUCUCCACUCAAACCGUCAACUUUGGUGGUCUCAUUGGAAUUGUUAUCAAUGGUGGGGUCAUAUACAACGGCCCCAUUCCAGGUUCUAGUACUCCGUCGACUGGAUGUACGUCUUGUAAAUCUGUCCCAACAAUCCCCCUUCCUUCUAGCUCAAGUUCAGCUUUACCCUCCAGUACAAUCGCUUCAUCUACCGAUGGUGCCUCCUCCACUAGUGCUGCUUCAUCUACUGACACUGCUUCAUCUACUGACACUGCUUCAUCGACCGACACUGCUUCAUCGACCGACACUGCUUCAUCUACUGAUUCUGCUUCAUCUACUGAUUCUGCCUCAUCCACUGGUGCUGUUUCAUCGACCGACUCCGCCUCAUCUACUGAUGCUUCCUCCUCCACUGGUGCUGCCUCAUCGACCGACACUGCCUCAUCAACUGAUACUGCCUCCUCCACUGGUGCGGUUUCAUCGACCGACACUGCUUCAUCGACCGACACUGCUUCAUCUACUGACUCUGCUUCAUCGACCGACACUGCCUCCUCCACUGGUGCUGUUUCAUCGACCGACUCCGCCUCAUCUACUGAUGCUUCCUCCUCCACUGGUGCUGCCUCAUCGACCGACACUGCCUCAUCAACUGAUACUGCCUCCUCCACUGGUGCGGUUUCAUCGACCGACACUGCUUCAUCGACCGACACUGCUUCAUCUACUGACUCUGCUUCAUCGACCGACACUGCCUCCUCCACUGGUGCUGCCUCAUCGACCGACACUGCCUCAUCUGCUGAUACUGCCUCCUCCACUGGUGCUGCCUCAUCUGCUGAUACUGCCUCCUCCACUGGUGCUGCCUCCUCCACUGGUGCUGCCUCCUCCACUGGUGCUGUUUCAUCGACCGACUCUGCUUCAUCUACUGAUGGUGCUUCUUCCACUGGCACUGGAACCGGUACAGGAACUGGAACUGGAACUGGCACUGGCACAGGUACUGGAACUGGCACUGGUACUGGCACUGGCACUGGCACUGGCACAGGUACUGGCACUGGCACAGGUACAGGAACUGGAACUGGCACUGGCACGGGUACUGGCACAGGCACUGGCACUGGCACUGGUACUGGCACUGGCACUGGCACUGGCACGGGUACUGGCACUGGCACUGGCACUGGCACUGGUACUGGCACUGGCACUGGCACAGGUACUGGCACUGGCACUGGUACUGGAGCUGGCACUGGCACUGGAACUGGUACUGGAACUGGAACUGGCACUGAAACCGGCACUGGCACUGAAACCGGUACUGGCACUGGUACUGGUACUGGCACUGGUACUGGUACUGGCACUGAAACUGGCACUGGCACUGAAACUGGCACUGGCACUGAAACCGGCACUGGCACUGAAACCGGUACUGGCACUGGUACUGGUACUGGCACUGGUACUGGUACUGGUACUGGCACUGAAACCGGCACUGGCACUGAAACUGGUACUGGCACUCGUACUGGUACUGGCACUGGCUCUGGAACCGGUAAUGGCUCUGGCUCUGGAACCGGUAAUGGCUCUGGCUCUGGAUCUGGCUCUGGCUCUGGCUCUGGCUCUGGCUCUGGCUCUGGCUCUGGCUCUGGCUCUGGCUCUGGCUCUGGCUCUGGAUCUGGAUCUGGCUCUGGAUCUGGCUCUGGAUCUGGCUCUGGUUCUGGUUCCAGUUCAGGAUCUGGCUCUGGCUCUGGUUCUGGUUCCAGUUCAGGAUCUGGAUCUGGCUCUGGAUUCACAUCGGCAACCUCAGGCUCAGUCCCUAAUACUCUAUCGUUCAUCACCGAUGGUUCAGCAAUUACUAUCAAAUCGCUGUCGAUUGUAAGUAUUAUUGUUACUUUCUUUGCCAUUUUGUUUUGA